Molecule: messenger RNA, 953 nt
Organism: Rhincodon typus (whale shark)
Lineage: Eukaryota; Metazoa; Chordata; Chondrichthyes; Orectolobiformes; Rhincodontidae
Product: tetratricopeptide repeat protein 9C-like
Exons: 3
Coding region: 1-618 (205 amino acids)
Molecular function (GO): protein binding
Source: RefSeq, a predicted model, not a curated record
AUGUUCUGCAUUGCUGUGCUCACUUCAAACUUCACCAACCGGCUGCUGUGCCUUUCUGUCCCCCCCACCCCCCCACUGCAGAAUCGGCCCGAGGACCAGUUGGAGGCUCGCAUCCAGAAAGCGGUGCAGUUCAAGACAGAGGGCAACGAAUAUUAUAACCAGAGGAGGCUGCGGGAGGCCAUCAGCCGCUACCACUGGGCCCUGAUGCAGCUCAGGGGCCUGGACCCCAGCGAGCCUGCCCCGCUGCACGCUUUCGGCGACGAGAAAGUCAAGCUCAGCCCCGAGCAGGUGGCUCUGCUGCGCAGCACCGAGUGCGACUGCUACAACAACUUAGCAGCCUGCCUCCUCCAAUCUGAGAAGGUGAACUACAUCCGGGUGCGGGAUUACUGUCUGAAGGUUUUAGACAGGCAAGCAGACAAUACCAAGGCUCUGUACCGGGCUGGAGUGGCUCUCUACUACACCAGAGAUUACGACCAGGCCCUGCACUACCUCUCAGAAGCAGCAAAGUUGUCACCAAAUGAUGUCCAAGUGAAGAGGUACCUCCAGGAGACAGAACGGUGCCUCAACCAGUACCACAAGCGCGAAAAGAUGAUGUACAAGGAGAUGUUUGCCAAGUGACCGCAGCAGGAACCCUUUCUUCUCUGCUACAUGUUGGACAUUUGCAUCAGCUCCGUUGCCCCCCCUCACCCCCCAGUACCCUCUCAGCAGGGAGCAAACACAGCCUGUUUUACGUCUGUUCAGAGUUACCCACCUCGGUGACGCAGCCUUUCUCAAAUCUACCCAAGAAAGCAUCUGCAAGUUGCUACUGACUGUCUCUCGUCAGGGCGGCAGUGGACAUGUAUGCGCACGUACCGUGGUUAUUUAAUCCAGGUGCCAGAAUUAUUUGUUUGAUUUUUUUUUUUGCCUUUCUUCUCCUCUAAACUAUAAAAGUGAUGCCUGACGUUUUUUCGGAA